CUCUUCCAGGGGUCGGCAAACUUUUGAGACAGAACGUACCCAAAGAGCACAGUUUGCUGACCCCUGGGCUAGAUCAAUGCUUGAGCACAACUUAAGUAUGUUUAAAACCACCCUUGGAUAAUUUCCUCUAUUAUGUUUAUUUUUAUUAGUUUAAUUCUGAGAGCAACCUGAAUUCCAGGCUCUUGGAAACUGAAUUGCUGCCCCUACAUGCUGUCCAUACUUAAUCAUAAUAAUAGUAAUAAUUUGUGCUGCUUUCUAUACAUUUUGACACCUCUUGUAAACAGUAUAUGCAAUAAAUGCUCAGUAAAUAUUUGUAGACUUACCUACUUUUUUCCCAUUAGCUAAGCUUAUCUCUCUACUAUCUCAACAUACUAUUUCUUCUUAAGUUUCCAUUUUUAACUUUUUAUGCCAUUUCUCGUCUGAAAAUGCCAUUAUUACCACUAACUUCUUUGUAACAUGUUUGCAAUUUACAAAGCACUCUCCCUUAAACUAUUUCAUUCAAUUUCCCCAACAUUCCCAGGAGGUAAAAAUUAGAUCAUUUUACAGAUGAUAAAACUGAGACUCAGUGAAGUCAGGUGUCUUCUACCUAGUUAGGUCUCGUUCAUUCAUUUAUCAAAUAUUUACUGAGUGCCUAAAAAUUUAUUAAGGUUGGAUUUGAAAACAAUUUUCCUGAAAUCAAGUCGAGUUUAUUCUACUAUUUUAUCACCAGGGUCAUGAAUUCAAAGGAAGGAAAUAAUAAGUCUGUUGAUUUUAUUGUUGAGGACACAGGUCUCAGACAGGCUCCAAGGUCAUUUGUAAAAUUUAAGGUAACUACAAGCAGGAGCAAUCUUAUUUCUCUCUGUGCCUGCUACCUAAUGCACUGUCUCACUGUAGAUAGCUCCAUUCAAUACAUAUUUGAUGAAUUUAUCUACAGGUUUUGGAGCUAUUGAAAUUGAAUUUUGACACUACAGCCUGUAAAACCUUGAUCAACUUACUUAGUCCUUUUGAGCUUCAGUUUUAUCAUCUGUAAAAUAAAAAUAAUACUAAUUUCUUAGGACUAAGUAGUUCUGGACAUUUAAAAGAGAAAGUAUGAAAAAGAUGUAAUGCUCAUUGUAGCUGUGGUUUCCAAUUGUCUUUGAUGAAGCUUUAAACUGCAUUCAAAUGAGAAAAACGUCUAGGUGGAUGUAAGGUUACAUUCUUGGCAAGUGCUGUUCUUUAUUCUGGAGCAUAUCAUUUUACAGUUUUGGUGCUAACUCCCCUCUUUUACGGCACUGGUACUUUUCUUCUUUAACAGCACUCUUAAUCUGGCAACCCGAUGUCAUCCUUCAUCCCCCAGCUCUCUAUCCUCUCAAAUUAAAAAUGAACACACAGUCACUCAAGAUAAACACAGAUGAUGUUAUAUUCUUUUCAGCUUCUUGCUGAUGAUUGUAGAUGGAAAAAUCGGUGUCUGCAAGCAGACUUUAAUAAACCUUCCAGAAGUCUCAUUAAAAAAAAAAAAAUGAACACACACACAGAAACGAUUCCUUACACUUAAAAGUGUGCGCACCACAGCCGAGAUCCACAGGGACAGAACGCUCUACGGAGGUCACCAGGCAACGCCUCCAGCGCCCGCCAGAAAAGGGCGGAGUCAGAAGGUUCUUAGAUCUCUUUCCGCCUCACCAGGUCGUCGCCCCGUCCCAAUUCUCGCGAGACUCAAGCUUCUGCGCAUUACAAGUAACUGGGAGUCAAGGCGCCAAGGGAGGGGGAGGGGAAGAGGGGGGACGGUGCAAACGGCGUGGCCGCCAUCUUGUUUGUACCCCCGCUUCGCGCGCGCUCCGUUCUCCGUGACGCACGCUUCCCCUCCCCUCCGCGGUGCCCAGGCCUCUGCAUUGCCCUACUCCGCAGGAGCGCGGGGGCGGCUCCUGCUCUUCCCUGGACUCCUGAGCAGAGGCAUUUGUCAGAAUGUCCACAGAAGGAGGAUUUGGUGGUACUAGCAGCAGUGAUGCUCAGCAAAGCCUCCAGUCCUUCUGGCCUCGUGUCAUGGAAGAAAUCCGGAAUUUGACAGUGAAAGAUUUCCGAGUGCAAGAACUCCCACUGGCUCGUAUUAAGAAGAUUAUGAAACUGGAUGAAGAUGUGAAGAUGAUCAGUGCAGAAGCCCCUGUGCUCUUUGCCAAGGCAGCCCAGAUUUUUAUCACAGAGUUGACUCUUCGAGCCUGGAUCCACACGGAGGAUAACAAGCGACGGACUCUGCAGAGGAAUGAUAUCGCCAUGGCAAUUACAAAAUUUGAUCAGUUUGACUUUCUCAUCGAUAUUGUUCCAAGAGAUGAACUGAAACCUCCAAAGCGUCAGGAAGAGGUGCGCCAGUCUGUGACUCCCGCGGAGCCCGUCCAGUACUAUUUCACGCUGGCUCAGCAGCCCACCGCCGUCCAAGUCCAGGGGCAGCAGCAAGGCCAGCAGACCACCAGCUCCACCACCACCAUCCAGCCUGGGCAGAUCAUCAUUGCACAGCCUCAGCAGGGCCAGAGCACACCAGUGACCAUGCAGGUUGGAGAAGGUCAGCAGGUGCAGAUAGUCCAGGCCCAGCCGCAGGGUCAAGCCCAGCAGGCCCAGAGCAGCACUGGACAGACCAUGCAGGUGAUGCAGCAGAUCAUCACGAACACGGGGGAGAUCCAGCAGAUCCCGGUGCAGCUGAACGCCGGCCAGCUGCAGUACAUCCGCUUAGCCCAGCCGGUAUCAGGCACCCAGGUUGUGCAGGGACAGAUCCAGACGCUUGCCACCAAUGCUCAACAGAUCACACAGACAGAGGUCCAGCAAGGACAGCAGCAGUUCAGCCAGUUCACAGAUGGGCAGAGGAACAGCGUGCAGCAAGCUCCAGGCUCUGAGCUAACGGGAGAGGCAGAGCCCAGAGAAGUGAAAGCCACAGGAAAUGCAACUCCCUGCACCUCUUCCCCGCCCACUACACACACACCCCCACACCAAGCUGGUGCCUCCUGUGUCUGCUGCUCCCACCCCCAGCAGAGCUCCACAUCCCCUCCUCCCUCGGACGCCUUGCAGUGGGUGGUGGUUGAGGUGUCUGGGGCCCCCAACGAACUUGAGGCCCAUAGGGAGCUGCAUGCCCCUCUCCCAGGGGUGACCUCACUCUCUCCUCUCCACCCCUCGCAGCAGCUCUACCAGAUCCAGCAAGUCACCAUGCCUGCUGGCCAGGACCUCGCCCAGCCCAUGUUCAUCCAGUCAGCCAACCAGCCCUCCGACGGGCAGGCCCCCCAGGUGACCGGAGACUGAGGGCCUGAGCUGGCGAGGCCAAGGACACCCAACACAAUUUUUGCCAUACAGCCCCUGGCAAUGGGCACAGCGUCCCUCCCCAGAGGACCCGGCCGACCUCAGCGCCUCCUGCAGGCUAGGACACUGGUGCACUUCCCCCCACGCCUGGGGGCCAAGAUUCUCCAACAGAAAGAUGCAACAUUUUUUUAUUUCCUUGUUUUCCUUUUUUUUCUCCAAGGAAUCAAUAUUUCCGUAUGUUGAGCUGUGUAUCCAAUCAAUGCUUUGAAAUGAAAAUAUUAAAUAACAUAUUUAUGGCAUUUUCUUGAAGAGUGUGAAGAAAUAUUUCUUUUGUUUUCCUUUUUUUGGUUCUUACCGCCACUACUUUUUAGGAACAAAUCUCACAGGUGUAUAUUAUCUCCUAAGUCUUGGAGCAGCUGCUGCCCCCAGGAUUGGACGCCUUUUCUGCCCUCAGAUUAAAUUAGGUGAAUGCGUGUAGCUGCUGCUCAUUAGCGGUCCUCUCCCCUUGUCCCCGCUCUUGCCCAGAGCUCUGUGUAUUUGCAUCCAGAGGCCAUGGAAACAUUCCUUGCAUUUAAGAGACGAACUCAUACGCUGUGGAGAGUGGAUGGUUUCAUUCCCAAACCCUACUCUCCCAGGGACCCAAGGAGACUAGAACUUUGUGCGUUUACCCUAACUCCCCAUUUUUUAUUUUAUUUUUUAAAUGCAUAAAAAAUUGUGCUAGUCUCCUUUGCUGCAUGGACUUCAAACUGCAUGAUAUGCAAUAAAACCUCAUUUUAGAUAA
This is a messenger RNA of Hipposideros armiger (great roundleaf bat), 4018 nucleotides long. RefSeq names its product nuclear transcription factor Y subunit gamma (gene NFYC). Gene Ontology annotation, cellular component: CCAAT-binding factor complex; nucleus. Bases 1921 to 3240 code for a protein of 439 amino acids. The transcript is spliced from 10 exons. Lineage: Eukaryota; Metazoa; Chordata; Mammalia; Chiroptera; Hipposideridae. Gene Ontology annotation, molecular function: DNA-binding transcription activator activity, RNA polymerase II-specific; protein heterodimerization activity; RNA polymerase II cis-regulatory region sequence-specific DNA binding. Gene Ontology annotation, biological process: regulation of transcription by RNA polymerase II. The record is from RefSeq and is a predicted model, not a curated record.